This is a messenger RNA of Dendrobium catenatum, 1911 nucleotides long. Its product is annotated as aldehyde dehydrogenase family 2 member B7, mitochondrial. The transcript is spliced from 11 exons. Lineage: Eukaryota; Viridiplantae; Streptophyta; Magnoliopsida; Asparagales; Orchidaceae. Bases 165 to 1802 code for a protein of 545 amino acids. Gene Ontology annotation, molecular function: aldehyde dehydrogenase (NAD+) activity. The record is from RefSeq and is a predicted model, not a curated record.
UAAUUGCAGAGGAGAAAAGUCUUUCCAAGUUUUGAUGAAGCAUUGCUAAUACUGAAAUUAGACGUUUUCUUACUGCAUAAAUAUCCUUCAGUUCGGGUGAAACUUGAAAGGUAGCGCUGAUCCUGAAAUCGAGAGGGCGCAAAGGAAGAGCUUGCAAAAAAAUAAUGAACAUGUCGGCUGCGGCGCGGAGGAUUGCAUCUUCUAUUUCCUGUCGCUCUAUUUCAUCUGUUCUUCGUUCUUCUUCCUCUUUUAUGCUCCGAGGGAGGAUUGCUGGUGUUUCUUCUGGGAUCCAAAGGCUUAGCACUGCGGCUGCUGCUUUGGAAGAACCCAUAACACCUCCCGUGCAAGUGAACUACACCAAACUUCUCAUCAAUGGCCAAUUUGUUGAUUCGGCAUCAGGAAAGACCUUCUCAACCUUAGAUCCCAGAACUGGAGAAGUUAUAGCUCAUGUGGCUGAAGGAGAUGCUGAAGAUGUUGACAGAGCUGUCGCGGCUGCUCGUAAGGCAUUUGACGAAGGCCCAUGGCCGAAGAUGUCAGCUUAUGAAAGGUCUCGCAUAUUAUAUCGAUUUGCUGAUUUGAUUGAGAAGCACAAUGAUGAGAUUGCUGCACUUGAGACUUGGGACAAUGGGAAGCCUUAUGAGCAAGCUGCCUUUGGUGAGAUCCCAAUGGUUGCACGUUUGUUUAGAUAUUAUGCAGGCUGGGCAGAUAAAAUACAUGGACUGAUUGUUCCUGCUGAUACGCCACAUCAUGUGCAAGUAUUGCAUGAGCCAAUUGGUGUUGUAGGCCAAAUAAUUCCAUGGAAUUUUCCCCUUCUCAUGUUUGCCUGGAAGGUUGGGCCAGCACUUGCAUGUGGGAAUUCAAUUGUGCUAAAGACUGCAGAGCAGACUCCAUUAUCUGCUUUAGUAGUAGCUAAGUUACUACAUGAGGCUGGUCUCCCUGAUGGCGUGCUUAAUGUAGUCUCUGGAUAUGGUCCAACUGCUGGUGCUGCUAUUGCUAGUCACGUGGAUGUUGAUAAGCUUGCCUUUACUGGCUCAACCUCUACUGGAAAGAUUGUUCAGGAAAUGGCUGCCAGAAGCAACCUUAAACCAGUGACUCUAGAGCUUGGAGGUAAAUCUCCCAUGAUAAUUAUGGAUGAUGCCGAUAUUGACAAAGCAGUUGAGCUCGCCCAUUUCGCUUUGUUCUUCAAUCAGGGACAAUGUUGCUGUGCUGGCUCACGGACAUUUGUUCAUGAGCGCAUAUAUGAUGAGUUUGUCGAAAAAGCCAAGGCUAGAGCUCUAAAGCGUGUUGUAGGUGACCCAUUCAAGAAGGGUGUGGAGCAAGGUCCUCAGAUUGAUGAGGAGCAAUUCAACAAGAUCUUGCACUUCAUAAAGUCUGGGGUUGAAGGCGGGGCUACACUUGUUGCUGGAGGCGAGAGACAUGGCGACCGAGGAUACUUUAUUAAACCUACCAUUUUUGCAGAUGUCAAGGAUGGAAUGGAGAUAGCAAAACAUGAGAUCUUCGGACCGGUUCAAUCGAUAUUGAAGUUCUCGGACCUUAAGGAGGUCAUUAAAAGGUCAAAUGCCAGCCAAUAUGGAUUGGCUGCAGGAGUUUUCACCCAGAACUUGGACACUGCUAAUACCUUAAUGAGAGCUUUGAGAGUUGGGACGAUAUGGAUCAACAGCUUCGAUAUUUUCGACGCAGCGAUUCCCUUCGGAGGCUAUAAGAUGAGCGGCUACGGCCGCGAAAAAGGCAUAGAUAGCCUGAAGAACUACCUGCAGAUUAAAUCAGUUGUUACUCACCUGAAGGACCCUGCAUGGUUGUAAUUUAUUGUUGAUAAGUCUUGUUUGUGGUGGAGCUUAAGGAACUGCUACUGUUGAAUUUUGAAUAAAUUGUGGAUUGUUUGUCUCAGCAAAAUGAUAUUCCUUUCAGAUC